AAAGGAAAAAAACGCGGAGCCGCCACUGGCCGUAGGCACAAAUGUCAAAAUUUUUAGAAUAAAACGCUUUUGGUUCGGCGCCUGAUUCCUGUUUUUUUUGUGUUAAGCACAUCGAUAGCAAAAAAAAAGGAAAAAUAACCAGUCCCGCCGCUCGUUUUUGUGGCCCAAGCAGAAAGGAUACGAUACGGAACGUAGGCGGUAACGGCAACAUGGCAACAAUUUUUUUCGCUGAACCCGAGCUGGUUAUUGGCCACGGCCGAAAGGUGCUUUUCCUGAAUCCGGGCGACUUGCAAAUCUUCAAGGAAAUCGAAUUGCCACCGGAUUUAACCACGUGUGGAUUAAAAACGGUCGAGCCAGUCCCCGCGCCUGGCCACCCGGCCAGCAGCUCAAAGCAACAGCCUGCAGCCUUGAAGGAAGCAACAGGAUCUGUCAAGGUCGAGGUAUCGAUACAAAAUGUGACCUACUCUCCAGAUCGCCAACUGUUGGCUCUGACCACAGCUGGCCAGAAGGCAGUGCUGCUCUACAAAAGUCGCCCUGAGAACGCUCAGCUCCUCUCUAUACGCCCACUCGCACGUGCAUCAAGCGCCCUAAGGUUCUGCAGCGAUGGCAGCUCCGUUCUGGUCACUGACAAAACGGGAGAUUGCUAUCAAUACGACUGUGUUGAGGUGGAUGCCUCGCCACGUUUGCUUCUGGGACAUUUGAGCAUUGUCUAUGACGUCUUGUGGUCGGAGGACCAACAGUAUAUUAUCACAUGUGACCGCGAUGACAAGAUACGGGUCACCAACUAUCCGGCAACGUUCGACAUACACAGCUAUUGCUUGGGUCACAAGGAGUUCGUGUCUGGCCUGGCCAUGCUCACGGAACAGCACAUCAUCUCGGCCUCUGGCGACAAGACGCUGCGUGUCUGGAACUACACUUGCGGCAAGGAGCUGCUGCUUCACGAGCUUCCCGCACCAGCUGUGCGGAUGCUGGUGCGUCAACUGGAGCCCGAAAAGACAUAUGAGGUGGCCGUGCUCUUCUAUGACUAUGUGGACGCGAUUGGCGUGUAUCGGCUGGAGCAGACAACCACAGAGAGUUGGAGCAUCACCUCCACCCAACUGGUGCGUGCCGAAGCGGGCACAUGGAAUAUAUGCAAUUUUGCAUUGACCGAUGACCGGAUCUAUGUGACUGGAGCAGAGAAUGAACGAUUAACGCUGAGGGUGUACGAUAGCAGGAAUGGCGAGAGGGCCUCUGGCCUGCCAGAGGGUUGGCUGAAGAUGGUCUUAGACAAUCUAGAUGUGGCCGCAUUCAUGCCCGAGGACUUGUCUGUUUGGUUUAAGAAACGAUUCGACAAUGUCAGCGAUUACUUGGAGCGCAAGAAGCGUCGCAUCGAGGAGCAGAAGCAGCAAAAAUGUGGAUAAUUUACAUACUUCGUAUCUUUACAUAGCAUUUAAUUAGUUUAUCGGACACAAUUAACGGACUAUGUUUGACAAAUCUGUUACAUGAACAUAUUAUAUAUAUAUAUAAAUAUUUAUGUGUGUUUA
Drosophila persimilis is the source of this 1523-nucleotide messenger RNA. RefSeq names its product tRNA (guanine-N(7)-)-methyltransferase non-catalytic subunit wuho (gene wuho). Gene Ontology annotation, biological process: RNA (guanine-N7)-methylation. The record is from RefSeq and is a predicted model, not a curated record. Gene Ontology annotation, molecular function: protein binding; tRNA (guanine(46)-N7)-methyltransferase activity. The transcript has a single exon. Gene Ontology annotation, cellular component: cytosol; tRNA methyltransferase complex; nucleus. NCBI's taxonomy places the organism in Eukaryota, Metazoa, Arthropoda, Insecta, Diptera, Drosophilidae. The coding region runs from base 210 to 1400 and encodes 396 amino acids.